Dipodomys spectabilis (banner-tailed kangaroo rat) is the source of this 2027-nucleotide messenger RNA. It is a transcript of the gene Scoc, whose product is annotated as short coiled-coil protein. The record is from RefSeq and is a predicted model, not a curated record. The transcript is spliced from 4 exons. NCBI's taxonomy places the organism in Eukaryota, Metazoa, Chordata, Mammalia, Rodentia, Heteromyidae. Bases 135 to 506 code for a protein of 123 amino acids. Gene Ontology annotation, cellular component: trans-Golgi network.
GGUGGAGAGCAGGAAGGGGCUGGCUGGGCAGGAUCCCUGAGCACCUGCCAAGAGCUCAGUUAACCAUUUAACCAGGGCGAUGGGGAAGGACAACCGCAGCGUUUCUUGACCCUGUUUCCUGAGAAGCGAACAAGAUGGACGGUUCCAGCAAAGAGGAGGAAGAGGAGGAGGAGGAGAGCACAUUCACCACCAUUUCCCUAGCAGAUGAUACAGACCAUUCAUCAGGAUUUUUCUGUCCGAGGCGCAGUUCAGUGCCCAGGAUGAUGAACGCUGACAUGGAUGUUGAUGCUGAAAAUCAGGUGGAGCUGGAGGAAAAAACACGACUUAUUAAUCAAGUGUUGGAACUCCAACACACACUUGAAGAUCUCUCAGCAAGAGUAGAUGCAGUUAAGGAAGAAAACCUGAAGCUAAAAUCAGAAAACCAAGUUCUUGGACAAUAUAUAGAAAAUCUCAUGUCUGCUUCUAGUGUUUUCCAAACAACUGACACGAAAAGCAAAAGAAAGUAAGGGAUUGAGUUCCCUUCUCAUUGACGGAAUUGCUGCUUCUCCCUCCCUCCCUCUCUUUCCCUCUCUCUCCCCCUUUCCUUCUCUCCAUCCCUUCCCCCUCCCUCACUCUCUCCCCCCUUUAAAACUUGGGUAGAUUCCAAAAGUUACAGUACCUUUGUUUGUGGCUUCAUUGAAUAUUUAUGAAAGUGUCAAAUCUAGGCAAAAUUAACUACUUAACAGGAGACUUCCAUGAGUCUGUGUAUUAUGUUAGUCUAAGAAAAUGUGCAGAUGUAUUGUAGAGACUUUAUAAUUAGAAUUGCAUAUAUUUAUGAAACUUGAAGAUGAAUGUUUUAUUGAAUUUGCUUUGAUAUAUAGGCUUAGCAAUGUCUUUUACUACACGCUUACUUAGUAAGAUAUACAAGAAAAUAACCAUGUUGUGAAAAUGUGACCAAAAUCAUGUACUGAAUGCACAGCUUUACGUAUGUACCUGUCCGCCAUUGUGUGCCUCUCCUCCAUCUGCCUCAUUCUCCCCAUUUCCCUUCUCCUAAGUCAAGAUAGUUUCACAUUUGUAAAAGUACUUUGAGUAGUAAUCACCUGACAGUAACCUGAUCUGUAAGUCCUGAAGUUAACCAAAACCUUGCCUAAAGUUUGUCAGUUGUACUUUCUAGUAAUAAGAUAGGACUGAUGAUGGUUUCUCUUUAACCAUUGAAAACAGAUUUGGGCUAUAAAGAGGAUUUUAAUUAGAAACUAAAUUAUCAAAUUGAGAUUUGUUUAAAAACAAAAAACCAACUUGCUUUUGCACCAAUAACCCACUUUCUAUCUGAAAAGAUAAGAAUUUUGGUUAUGUAUCGAUUAGAAGUAGAAAAUCUGGGAGGAAUAAAUAGAAAUAGGUAAAAAAUAAUGUGAUAAAAGUAGCAACCUACUCCAAAUGUUUUCACUCCAGAUUUGUAUUGUCUCUGGCACAGAUCUUCCAGGGAAUAUAUAUAUAAAUAUAUGAAAAUGGGUUAAGUUUGACUGAUCUUACAUAUGCCACAUGCUAUGCUAUUCCAGCUCUAGGACUUGGUUGCAAGGUUUAUUUGUUGUACCUAGUCAAUUAACUGUUACCAAAUUCCUUGAAGAGUGUACUAGUAUUAGAAUCAUGAAUGAGAGAAUUUUAUAUGUGGAAUAAUUGGUAAGCUCAGUAUUUUUAUCUUACUCUGUAAAUUCAACUAAUUGGUUUGUAGAAUUUUACUCAUUCUUUUAACAAUUUCUAAAAAUUUAGUUCAUAGAUUCCAUUUGGUAAAGGAAUCACUAUCAGAGGUAAUAUUAAGAUAUUAUACUAGGAAAAGAGAUCCACUAAUAUAGCUUAUGGUUAUUAGAUUUGAACUACUUUAAUCAUGGGAUAAUCUUAUGUGUUAGUAUAAGAUUUGAUGAAUGACUUUAACUAUAUGAAGAUGUAAUAGUCAUACUGCAAACAUUUUGCAUCCCUUUUGUGACCUAAUUUUACAAAUAUUUAAAAUUGUGUUGCAUUUCUGCUUUGCUGUUUAAUAAAAAGAUGUUUCA